GGAGCCUAGGCGCGUGGACUGUAGACCCGGACCCGCGCGGCGCUGCGGCGCCAGGGCGCCCAGACGACGGCGAAAUGACAGCCGGGAGCCCCGGAGACUGCGGGGAGGUGCGGAGGAGCCCAGAGGGCCGCGUCUCUCGCCUGGGCCGCCGCCUGGGCCGCCGCCGGCGCCCGCGCUCCCCGCCCGAGCCUCUGCGGGUGCGGGCGCGGCUGCGGCUGCGCUCGCCGUCGGGGGCGUUCGCGGCGCUGGGGGCCCUCGUGGUACUGGUGGGUAUGGGCAUCGCAGUGGCCGGCUACUGGCCGCACCGGGCCGCAGCCCCGGGGUCCCGGGCCGCCAAUGCUAGCUCGCCCCCGCUGAGCGAGAUGCGACGCGAGGGUCGCGGCGGGGGCCGGGCUCACGGCCCGCACGAGCGGCUGCGGCUCCUCGGGCCAGUGAUCAUGGGCGUCGGUCUGUUCGUGUUCAUCUGUGCCAACACGCUGCUCUAUGAGAACCGAGACUUGGAGACGAGACUGCUUCGCCAGGGGGUGCUGAGGGCCCAGGCGCUUCGGCCCCUCGACGGCCCCGGCUGGGACUGCGCUCUCCUUCCCAGCCCCGGCCCUAGGACUCCCCGAGCCGUAGGCUGCGCAGAGCCAGAAAUCUGGGACCCGUCCCCGCGUCGGGGUGCCUCACCUGUCCCUUCAGUGCGGAGUCUGCGUUCAGAGCCUGCUAAUCCUCGCUUGGGGUUACCUGCCCUUCUCAACAGCUACCCACUGAAGGGCCCCGGGCUGUCCCCACCCUGGGGUCCACGGACGCAGACUGGCCAUGUGAUCAUCACCGUGCAGCCCUCUGGCUCCUGCAUUGAACAUUCCAAGUCUCUGGAUCUGGGCCUUGGGGAGCUCCUCCUUGGGGCCCCAGCAGCUCGGGACUGUGCUCACCGAAGCUGGCCACGGCUGGACCGCCUCAGUCUUGGGGGUUAUGCCAAAUUGGGAGGAGGAGGUGGAGGAGGAGGAAGGGAUUUGGGGGCCCGGGUCUGAAGAGAGGGGAGACAGCCUGCUCUGAGGCUGCAGCAUUGACCAUGCUAAUAGGACCAGAGGACGGGGAGUCCCAACGUCUAGAUGUUUCAUUCACAUCCCAGGCUGGGGAUGGCAUCCCAACCUGCAUGUGGGCAGAGAAAUGCCAGCUGCACUAGGGCUCAGUGAGCUGGAGAGGGUGCAUUUCACUGUGGAGUGUGGAGGAUUCGCCUCAGGAAUUUGUCAGCCUCUGUAAGUGGCCUUAGACCUGAGGGCACUGGCGUUCCAGGCCAAGGUGACAGGGAGAUAUACCUGGUGUCUUGGCAAACCCAAGAAAAGGGAUGGGCAAGGGCCCCUAAGACUGGGAGGCAGGUUGGGAUGUUACAGGCCGGACCAGGCUCCUUCCAAGGCAGCACUGCUGAUGGAGUUGGGACCUCUGGGAAGAUGGGCCAUGGUGGUGAGGCUUUCCACUGCCACCUGGGAUGGGGACUGAGCCUUGAACUCUCACCACCCCAAUCUUUUUCUUCCCUCAGCCAUGUGGGGUAUAUCCCUCUAGAGCUACACUACUGCCAAUGCCUUCAUAUUGAGGUCUGGCCCCUCUGCAAACAAGCCUGAGAAGCCCCUUCUCUCCUUUACCGUGGCCUAUGCUGCAAAAUCUCCCUCCAGUUGGCAAAAGGCAUUGGUCAGUUCUCAGAAAUGCCUUUACCCAACAUUGAAACUGCACUUUGGCCAAUGUGGGUAACUUACUUUAGAAAAUGGCUUGGGUUUAGGUCUCUCCCACCCAUAUUUAAUUUUUCCCAAGUUGCUGGUAGAAGAGAAAUUUAAAAGUGGAUCAAUCCUCAAAGAGACUUUUUGUUGUUCUUUUUGUUGUUGUUUAUUGAAAAAAAAAAUGCAAUACAAGAAGCAAGACCAAACAUUUCUAAACACUACAACCACUUCUCCUAAAAAAGGCCGAAACAGCAGACUUGAUUAUUGCGUGUUUAGUCUAAGGAUUCUGCCAAUCUGAUUCUGCUGCCAGAGUUCCUAUUUUUUUCAAGAAAUGUAAACAACUACUUGAUAUGAUUCAUAAUUUUAAAAAAAUUUACAAAGCUCCUUCAUUUUGUCACCAAAAUAAUAAUUUGAGAGAGAUUUGUAAAAACAACCAGCCUGGGGCUGAGAUCCUGGGCAGAAAUUUCCUGUGCACAUCAAGGGGCUUCAGUCAGGCCAUAGCUCUGGCUCUACUUCCGGAGGUCUGUUGUCUCCUUACCCCCAGCUGCCAAACAUCCCCCCAAUGCCCAGUGAUGGGCCUGGGGGGGGGGCACAUGUCGCAGUGCCCUGACAGUUCCUGCAGUUAGGCUCCCUGAGCCCUCAGCUUAUAAAUACAGGUCUUGCUUUGUGGGUGGGUGCCAGAGUCCUCAUGUAGCUUGGAGGAAAUCUUUAUUUCUCAAGUGAAAAUAAAACUGCAGUGAGCAUUGUUA
This is a messenger RNA of Cebus imitator (Panamanian white-faced capuchin), 2446 nucleotides long. RefSeq names its product transmembrane protein 200B (gene TMEM200B). Lineage: Eukaryota; Metazoa; Chordata; Mammalia; Primates; Cebidae. The transcript is spliced from 2 exons. The record is from RefSeq and is a predicted model, not a curated record. The coding region runs from base 75 to 1013 and encodes 312 amino acids.